Spinacia oleracea (spinach) is the source of this 1515-nucleotide messenger RNA. RefSeq lists its product as uncharacterized. The coding region runs from base 1 to 1515 and encodes 504 amino acids. The record is from RefSeq and is a predicted model, not a curated record. Lineage: Eukaryota; Viridiplantae; Streptophyta; Magnoliopsida; Caryophyllales; Amaranthaceae. The transcript has a single exon. Gene Ontology annotation, molecular function: catalytic activity.
AUGAUUGUUUGCACUUGGAAUGUUAGGGGUCUGAAUGAUCCUAAUAAAGUGGUGGAGGUUAGGAGAUUGCUGGAAACCAAUAAGAUCAGUGUUAUUGCUCUGUUAGAAACUAGAGUGAGGGAAAAUAAAGCUAGCAAGAUUCAGAAUAAGCUAGGUAGUUGCUGGAAGUGGGAAAUGAACUAUUCCUAUUCUCCUAAGGGUAGAAUCUGGAUUGGGUGGAGGCAUAGUGAGGUUACCUUUACUAUGGGCUUAAAAACUGACCAAGUUAUUCAUGGUGAUUUAGCUGCAAAGGAUGGGAAUUUUACUGCUCAGUUCACUGCUGUGUAUGGCUUGCAUACAAUUGAUCAUAGGAGACCUCUUUGGACCACCUUGACUCAAAUUGGACCAAGGGUGAUAUACCCUUGGUUUGUCAUGGGUGACUUCAAUUCAGUGCUGCAUGCAGGCGAUAGAAUCCAUGGUAGCCAAGUUUCUGAUACAGAAACAAGAGAUUUUGAUGCUUGUAUUGAUGCAACUGGGCUGAUAGAGCUCAAGAGUUGUGGAAAUUUCUUCUCCUGGAACAAUAAAGGGCAAGGUGAUUUGAGAAUUCAUUCCAGAAUUGAUUGGGCCUUUGGGUGUGGAAACUGGCAUACUAGUUAUCCAGAAGUAUGUGUAGACUAUCUGAACCCAGGUUUAUCAGAUCACUCCCCUCUUCUGCUGGAUUGUAAAGUGGUGAGACAGAGGGGAAGUAGACCAUUUAAGUUCUUCAAUUACAUGGCUGAGCACCCUAAGUUCCAUCAGAUUGUGCAAGAAGGGUGGGGAUCUGUUGUAAAUGGAACUCCUAUGUUUCAAGUGUGGCACAAAUUGAAAGUCAUCAAGCAGGGUCUGAAAACUUUGCAUAGGAAAGAAUUUGCUAGGCUGGAGGAGAGAAUUGAUGGUAUUAGGAGGGAGCUGGAUGACACUCAAUCUCAGUUAGCUGCUUCUCCUAGUGAUAUUGACCUUCAACUGACUGAAAAAGAGUGCACUGGUAAGCUUAAAAAGUUUCUGAGUAUUCAUGAAGGAGCUCUCAAACAGAAAUCAAGAAUCCAGUGGUUGAAAACUGGUGAUUCAAAUACAAAGUUCUUCUUCACAGCAGUAAAGGAGAGAUAUGCCAGGAACAGUAUUGAUGUUAUUUAUGAUGCUAAUGGGAGGAAGCUUACCACUGCUGCAGAGAUUAAAGAUGAGAUCAAAGCUUUCUAUCAUGGUCUUAUUGGUUCUGCUGCAGACACUUUGGAGGGUAUUGAUGUUACAGUUGUGAGACAAGGUAAACAACUUUCUGCAGCUUCAGCUCAAUCUUUAGUUCUUCCUGUUUCAACUGCUGAGAUUGAUAUGGCACUGAAAGGGAUUGACAACAAUAAAGCUCCUGGUUUAGAUGGGUUUAACAGUUUCUUUUUCAAAGAAGCUUGGAGCAUCAUUAAAGAUGACAUUUAUGUGGCUGUUCAGGAUUUCUUCUCCACAGGGAAACUUCUGAAACAAACAAACAACACUGCUGUUACUUGA